Scophthalmus maximus (turbot) is the source of this 4747-nucleotide messenger RNA. RefSeq names its product neuronal acetylcholine receptor subunit alpha-2-like. Gene Ontology annotation, molecular function: transmembrane signaling receptor activity; acetylcholine-gated monoatomic cation-selective channel activity. The transcript has 6 exons. Bases 341 to 2254 code for a protein of 637 amino acids. The record is from RefSeq and is a predicted model, not a curated record. NCBI's taxonomy places the organism in Eukaryota, Metazoa, Chordata, Actinopteri, Pleuronectiformes, Scophthalmidae. Gene Ontology annotation, biological process: signal transduction; monoatomic ion transmembrane transport; nervous system process. Gene Ontology annotation, cellular component: neuron projection; synapse; postsynaptic membrane.
GUGGAGCGAGGAGGGGGCUUUCAAGUGUAGGAUCUGGAAAACUGGACUACAGGUCCGAGGUCGUCCAUGCUGACAUUCACCACGGACAAGAAAAACAGAAAAAGAAAAAGUGAUGGACUUGAUGGAAGCAGGAGGCGCACCGGGCCCGGGGCAGACGGGGACUGACAUGACCUCUCCAUCUGGCAGUUUAAACUGAAACCAAACCUCCCGACCACCCGCUGUUGUCAGAUGUGAUGUACAGGUUGGACCUGGUGGUCAGUCAUCCCCAGCACUGAGGUCCAGCAGGAGUUAGUGGGGCGGGGGGAGUUCACUCACAGAGUUGGAUACAACUGGAGGCGCUAUGGAUAUGUACAAAUGUUUAAGUUUAUUUUUCUUCACUCUUCCUAGACAAGUUUGUUCCCAAGUUGGACCUCGCGCCCACGCGGAAGAGAGGCUGCUCCAGGACCUGUUCGUACGUUACAAUAAACUCUCCCGGCCUGUGCAGAACACCUCGGACACAGUGCUGGUCCACUUUGGGCUGUCCAUUGCCCAGCUUAUCGAUGUGGAUGAGAAGAACCAGAUGAUGACUACAAACGUCUGGGUCAAGCAGGAAUGGAACGAUUACAAACUCCGGUGGAACCCGGAGGAAUACGAGAAUGUCACCUCCAUCCGUAUCCCCUCCGAGAUCAUCUGGAGGCCGGACAUUGUCCUCUACAACAAUGCUGAUGGCGACUUUGCGGUAACUCAUCUCACAAAAGCACAUCUGUUCCACGAUGGCCGGAUUAAGUGGAUGCCCCCAGCAAUUUACAAGUCCUCAUGCAGCAUAGAUGUCACUUUUUUCCCUUUUGACCAGCAAAGCUGCAAGAUGAAGUUUGGUUCGUGGACCUAUGACCGCGCCAAGAUCGAUCUGAUCAACGUGGCUAGUGAUGUGGACCAGAUGGACUACUGGGAGAGCGGCGAGUGGGUCAUCAUUAACGCAGUGGGCAAGUACAACACCAAAAAGUACGAGUGCUGCACAGAGAUCUAUGCAGACAUCACUUACUAUUUCAUCAUCCGGAGGCUUCCGCUGUUCUACACCAUUAACCUCAUCAUCCCCUGUCUGCUGAUCUCCUGUUUGACCGUGCUGGUGUUUUACUUGCCAUCGCAAUGUGGAGAGAAGAUUACCUUGUGUAUAUCAGUUUUACUGUCGCUCACAGUGUUCCUCCUGCUGAUCACAGAGAUUAUACCGUCUACGUCGCUGGUGAUUCCGCUGAUCGGCGAAUACCUGCUGUUCACCAUGGUCUUCGUAACGCUCUCCAUCGUAAUUACUGUCUUUGUGUUAAAUGUACAUCACCGCUCGCCGCAGACCCACAGCAUGCCCCAGUGGGUGCGGAGAGUAUUCCUGGACUUGGUUCCCCGAGUCCUGUUUAUGAAGCGUCCGCCAGGCACGGCCAAGCAGCACUGCAAGAAGCUCAUCGAGAUGAUGCACGGUCCAACCACGGUAUCGGCAACAGGCAACUCGCAGGCCUUUUGGAUAGGGUUGGAGACGGGAUUGAGACAGAUGGGACAGGUGGAGGAUACACUGCCAAAGACUUCAUCCGAAAGUCCGAGCAUCCUUGUGCGCUCACCUUCUCCAACGUCUACUCCUCUCCACACCGAGGAAAAUCACCCACUGAAGGCCAACAUUUGCUGCCAGUCCACAUCCAGCCAGUAUUCAGUUCUCUCAGACAAACAACUCCUACGCGGACACAGCUCCACAGCCUUGUCCUCUUCCCAGUUGUCCUUGCCCCCAUCUUUACCGCUAGGCCCAAUUCACAGCCUUUCCAGGGGAGAACCAAGCGCACUGGCUCCAAACGGCCGCUCCUUCAGCGUGGAGCUAAUGUGUGACCAACAGAUGGAGCUAUCUCAGAGAGCUGGACAUCAGUGUCGCUCUCGCAGCUUCCAGUACUGCUCCCUGCAUGACGAAGGGCCCGGCGGCAUCGGGAUGACAGGGCGGGCGAACAAACAACCUGCCACGGAUCACCGGGCAGAAACCCUCAUAGCAGAGUCCCCUAAGAAUGCAGGGAAACAGGAAAAAAUUGUGGCAACCAUUUCCCCGGCUAUGCAACGGGCCAUAGAGGGAGUUCAGUACAUCGCCGAUCACCUCAGGGCUGAGGAUGAAGACUUUUCAGUGAAGGAGGACUGGAAGUAUGUGGCCAUGGUCAUUGACAGGAUAUUCCUCUGGAUGUUUGUGCUGGUGUGCAUCCUGGGAUCUGUGGGACUCUUUCUUCCACCGUGGCUGGCUGGGAUGAUCUAGAAGUGCGCCAUCAAGGAAACAUUGUAUAUGAAAAAAAAAGUUUAUCAUUUAUCUUUUUAUUCUCUUUUUUUAAGAUAACUUAUAAAUCCCACUCCUUGCUCUUGUCCCGGGUAAUCAAAAGGUUACUCGUGGAGAAAUGACAUGAAAUAUCUAUCGUUGCUUCCAGUGGGCAAUAUAAAUUCUUUAUGAGGGCAAAAGGGCAACAGCAAAAAUGUCCUCCUGCAACCGAUCCAUUUUGACAUGGAGCUGCAUUGCUCAAACUGCCACCUCCGUUUAAAAACAAUGAAGAACGGACUUUGACCGAUGUAUAACAAUGGAUAACGUGACAGAAGGCCAGAGGCAUUGUUAGCUAUCAUGUUAAGUUUGGUUUUAAAGUAUCUUGACGAUAGCGCAGUAGCUAAUGCAGUGCGCUCACCAAAUAUUCAUAAAACUAUCAUGUUUCUGUACAACCCGAAGAACGUCUGGGAAGGAGUGGCUGUCAGUGUGUAUUCAGGUGGAACACAUUUUUGCAACGGCCACUGCUUUGGCAAGGACACACAAAGGUCUGUGAUUUUUUUAAUCCCGGCAGUUAAAUAAACCCAAUUAUUCAGUAUUUUUUUUGUCAAUCUCUUUGUUGCCGCAGCAGCAAUUUGGUGUUAACAGGGAGGGAUUUAAAGCCCCCCUCCCCUCAACCUUAACCACCUGAAAAAUACAAGGGCAGAUGUAGUUCUUUCUAUCGCUUGAUGAAUAAAUAGAAUAGGAGUGGGAUGAUUGGCCUGAUUUUUUUUUGUCAAGCAUGAUAUUCAGGUCAUAAUGACUCAUUGUAGUCAUUAUUUUAAGUUGAAGAUGAGAAUUAAUAAACAACUGGAAUAUAAAAUUGUAUAUACAGUAUAUAUAUGCAUAUAUAGGCAUAUAUAGGCAGUGAGCUACGAUAGGAGACAAGGCUGAUGAUGGUGUCACCUCUGACGGUUUGUCCUCUGCAGUAAAACUAAAGAGAAACACAUCUGAAGUGAUGCCAACAAGAAAGUGUUUAUAGGAAAUCCUAAUCAGUAUCACCAUUGGUGUAGGACACCCUUCAACGGCGCAUCCCAUCAUAAUUUGAUGCUGAAAAGAUAUGGUAGACCCAAUACGACAAACCUGGGGAGGGUUUUAAUGGGACUUCAUAAUUGAAAAGAUAUUGAUAGUGACAUCACAUUCUGGAAACUUUGAUACUGACCUGACUUUUGCAGCUCUGCUUAAUGGGUCUUUUCAAUAUCCGCUGCAGCUAAAUUAUAAACAUUAUACCAAUUCACUAAUGAUUAAACGAUUAAUUUCGCAUGAAAAUCUUAAAACCAUUAGGGGGAAGGUUAAUUGUGCUGCGAGAUAGCUAUUGAUAUAACGUUAACAGGGGACUAUGUAGUAGGAGAUAUAAUAUGAGGUGUAUGUAAGGAUACCGGCACUAGUGGCAGGGUUGUUGUCUGUCAGUCGACCACUUUUGUAAAGACUAAAGUAUCUCAACAAACUCUGGAUGGAUUGCAAUCAAAUUUUUAUACUAAAUAAAUACAUUUUAUACAGAAGUAGAUUUUGGUGACUCUCCUAAAGCUUUCUUCUAGCACCAGCAAUGGGCAACUUAGCCACUUAUGACAUCUCGUACAGCCAUUCGUGCUCCCCAGAGGAUGAAUACUAAUGACUUUGGUUAAUCCCGGACUCUUCAUCUACAGUAAAAUGUCUCGGCAACAUUUGUAAAUGGAUUGACAUGAAAUUUGGCACAGCAAUAUGUUUCACUAAGGACGAUUUGAAAUGUCAAUCCUUAAUUUUUUGUCAAACACUUUUGGUUUAAAAAAACGGCUUAACUGAGCUUGUGGAACAAUUUAAACAUAGCUGCUAAACAUCAGCAUGAUAACAUUGUUAUUAUGAAUAUGAUAGCAUGCUGAUGCUCACAUUUAGCUCAAAGCUUUGGCGUGCUGCCUCACAGAACUGCUAGCGUAACUGCAGAAAAUUUCCAUCACAAAAUCAGGAAGACGUCAGACGCUUAUUCUACACUGAUUGGGUCAGAGAAAGAAGUGCUUUAAUUUAACUUUUUGUACCAAAAAAAUGGUUGGGAAAUGGUUGUCAAAACGGUAGUAUUUGUAAGUAUUACAUUCAUGACAGCAUAACAGUUAAAAUAUAUUUAUUUAAAUUUUAAAUGAUAUUUUCAGAAUUAAAAAAACAUAUUAUACUUUGUUUGUUAACCUGGAAAUACAAGGAAAAAAAAAAUAGAUUCUUUUGAUGUUUGAUAUGUACAUGAAGUAUUUAUCUAUCACUAUGUUGAAAACUUCUACAUUUCUGUAUUAUCUACAUGUAUUUCGAAUGCUUUACUUUAAUGGCGUUGUAGUUCUUUCAUACCAUUUGGGUUCAGAUUUGAUUUGUUUUUGUUUUUUAAAUUCCCCUGUGCCUAUCUUGAAAAUUCCUAUGGUCUGAGGUGUGUGUCUCACUGGUUUACUUUGUACCACUUGUACAGUUAUAUGUUUCGCCAUUUUUCUGUUUUCAUUUAUU